CAGAUUAGGGUGCAGGUGGGCCACAUGUUGCACAACCAGUGAUUGAAGGUAAGAUAUGCACUUCUGCUGAUAACAACUGUCUGGUCAAGCUACUGCGCCAGUAAGGUGCUCUGGUAUCGCUAUAUCUCACCCCCUUCAUUGUUCACCAAUCUGGUCACUGCCAUCACAGGUGUGCCACAUGGCUAAUGACAAGGCACAGCUGGCUACGCUGUUUGUGCUAACCAGAGUACACUGCCACGCCCCCUCAACAAACAAUGAAUGAACUCUGACGGGUCCCAUUCAUUUUAUGGGCGUGGGCGUGUGAGGAUGACGCAGGCUACCGGACGGAGCUACUAUAGGUUGAGCUGAGACUGUACGACAAUGGCUUACUUUAAAAAACAAGUGGGUGGGUAAGAAGUGGGUGGUGGAGUGGGUGGCACCUCCCACUUACCGCUCCCUCCCUCAAUUAUUAGGAGCGGCAGCGGGUCCCAGCUUCCAGUAGCGCUGCUCCCGUGGCCAGACGCACUGCUUCUCCAAGGCUUCCUACUGUUUACCCAUUAGUGAUAAAGUCCUUCAUUGUUUCAGUCCCCUCGUCAGUGCCGGAGAGAUGACUUCAACAAUUUUUGCUUUCUUACUGGUGUUGCCGAUGCUUCUAAUGCUAAUGAUGCCUCAUCUUGCAAGAGGAAGGCUCUUUGGGCUAGAGGACUCAACGGAAGACUCUCCAGGGGUGACCCAAGGGGUGACGCUGUCUUCACCUGACCACGCCAGCUGCUGCGUUCGCGAGAAAAAGAUGAAGAACAUUGGAGUCUCAGAUGCUACGGGCGAGGAGAUUCGAAUUGAUGUGGGUCACUGCAGGAGACACUGCAACAAAAGGAAACCCCUUAAAAAGGCCAACUUCGAGCGCCUUCUUUCGGAAAACCCUGAUAUGGAUCCACGAUUGUUGUUUUUGCUGAACUCUGGCCACCAGCGUGAGAUAGCCUCGUGCCCCGUGGGGGAGGCUUGCACUGCCUCUGCUUCACGUGUGGAGCGACUGGUGACGACGGAGGGUAUAGUCAGUGUUACGGUGACGGAAGCUUGUGAGUGUCAGUCAAAACCACACUCGUGCCGCCGACAGCCCCGACCCGUCACACUUCAUAAAGGAACACCUCUCCAGACCACUGUGGACCUUGGUGACUGCCAAGGACACUGUUUUCAUGAAUUAGGCUGCAAAGCUACGAAAUCCAGGACGGUGUCGGUGGAGGGUCCAAAUGGUGAGUAG
Cherax quadricarinatus is the source of this 1237-nucleotide messenger RNA. Lineage: Eukaryota; Metazoa; Arthropoda; Malacostraca; Decapoda; Parastacidae. The record is from RefSeq and is a predicted model, not a curated record.